CAUCAUACGCGCGGAACAGGUCUGUAAAAAAACACAAAGAAAAGUCUCGUACCUUUGCAACUUCUAUCCCCCACUUUUCACUUUCGACCUUCUCAAAAAAAUCUCCCCCUAUAUUCUCUCAGAAUAAUCCAUUUAUCAUUUUCUUCUUAGGGCUUUUCUGGGUUUUUUUUUUUUUUUUUUUCCCAAUUCCGAUUCGUCUCUUAAAUUCCCAACCCAAAAUUUGUCUUAUUUUGUUCCUGAAAUUAUUUUCAUUUGUUAAAUUCCUGUUACUUGCAUUUAAGUCAAAUAAAGAUUUUGAUUGCUUUUAUGAGAUCAAAUUUGGCAAGUUUCGCAGCAUUGCGUGCGGAGUAGUAUCAAGUUCUGUAAUCUGUUGGAGGAUUAUUGAAUUCCCAGCUUCUGAGCUCUGCGUUUGAGUUUUCUUCGUCAGUGAACAAUACCCAAGUCCCACAUUAACCCAUAUAACCCCUCUCAACGAGAAUAAUCAUACCAUUUUUGUUGAGCCUCGUAUGUAUGUAAAGAAUGAAGCUUUCGGUACGUGUAAUCGAGGCUCGGAACUUACGGGCAAUGGAUCUGAACGGGUUCAGUGAUCCGUACGUGAGGUUGCAGCUGGGGAAGCAGAGGACGAGGACCAAAGUGGUGAAGAAGAACUUGAAUCCACAGUGGGGCGAGGAAUUCGGGUUCAGGGUCGAGGACUUGAAGGAGGAGCUUCUCGUCUCUGUGUUGGACGAGGACAAGUACUUCAACGACGACUUUGUUGGGCAGCUCAAGGUGCCGGUUUCGCUGGUUUUCGAUUCCGAAAACAAGUCGCUUGGUCCUGCUUGGUACCCUCUGCUGCCCAAGAACAAGAAGUCCAAGAACAAGGAUUGUGGUGAAAUUCUUCUAACAAUAUAUUUUUCUCAAAACAAUUCGUUCUUGGAUUUGAAUUAUAAUGAUGAUCAUGGGUCGAACUCACCUUCAAGGUCUUUCAAUGGCCCCUCCAACUCAACUUCUCCAGUGAGAAGUGAAGAGAUUGCAUCCUCUAAGGAAGAGAAGCCUUAUGCACAGAAGUCCCUUGCUGGCAGAAUUGCUCAGAUUUUCAAUAAACAUUCGGAUACAGCUUCUUCUUCGUCCACUUCCACUAGAUUCAUUGACUUGUCGGAGGCACCCGAAAUCGCUGGACCUGAGGUUUAUGAGAACAAGUCCGAUGAUCAGUCUUUUUCCGAUACUUUUGAAGAAGUGAUGACGACAAUGGAGUCAAGGGAUCAAGGAAGUGAAGUUCCAAGCAAUUUACCUGGAGGAGUGUUUCUAGACCAAUUGUAUCAGAUUGCACCUCCAGACCUGAACUGUCUACUCUUUUCACCUGAUUCAAGUUUUUACAAAUCUUUGGCAGACCUGCAGGGAACUACAGAACUGCAGUUAGGAUCUUGGAAAUUUGAAAAUGGUGGUGAGAUUUUGAAAAGAGUGGUUACUUACAUUAAGGCUGCGGGUAAGCUUGUCAAGGCUGUGAAAGCCACUGAGGAGCAGACAUAUUUGAAAGCAGAUGGGAAGGUUUUUUCAGUUUUGGCAAGCGUGAGCACCCCUGAUGUCAUGUAUGGGAGCACCUUUAAAGUAGAAUUGCUCUACUGCAUUACACCCGGGCCUGAGCUGCCAUCAGGAGAACAAUCUUCCCAUUUGGUAGUAUCCUGGCGAAUGAAUUUUCUACAAAGCACCAUGAUGAAAGGAAUGAUAGAAAACGGAGCCCGUCAAGGUAUAAAGGACAGCUUUGAUCAGUAUGGAAGUUUAUUAUCUCAGAAUGUUAAGCCAGUUGACUCCAAGGAACUUGGGUCAAAUAAGGAACAGGUUUUGGCAUCACUGCAGGCAGAGCUGCAGUCAGAUUGGAAGCUGGCUGUACGGUAUUUUGCUAAUUUUAUGGUGGUUUCCACAAUUUUUAUGGGAUUGUAUGUGCUUGUCCACAUCUGGCUGGCCACACCCAGCAAAAUUCAAGGGCUCGAGUUUGUGGGGCUUGACUUGCCAGAUUCAAUUGGUGAAUUCAUAGUCUGCGGUGUCCUGGUUCUUCAAGGUGAACGGUUGCUGAGGUUGAUUUCACGCUUCAUGCAGGCCAGAGUGCAAAAAGGCAGUGGUGAUCAUGGAAUCAAAGCACAAGGAGAUGGCUGGUUGCUGACUGUUGCCUUGAUUGAAGGAAUCAAUUUAGCAGCUGUUGAUUCAAGUGGGUCCUCUGAUCCAUACGUGGUCUUUACUUGUAAUGGGAAAACUAGAACCAGCUCAAUCAAGUUCCAGAAAUCUGAUCCUCAAUGGAAUGAAAUAUUUGAAUUUGAUGCAAUGAGCGAGCCUCCUUCUGUGCUGGAUGUGGAGGUUUAUGAUUUUGAUGGACCUUUUGAUGAAGCUACAUCCCUGGGACAUGCUGAAAUCAAUUUUCUGAAAACUAAUAUAUCAGAUCUAGCCGAUGUGUGGGUUCCUCUUCAAGGAAAGUUAGCUCAGACAUGGCAGUCCAAGAUUCAUUUGAGAAUUUUCUUGAACAAUACUAGAGGUGGAAAUGUUGUUAAAGAGUAUCUAAGUAAGAUGGAGAAAGAGGUGGGGAAGAAGAUAAAUGUGCGGUCUCCUCAAACAAAUUCAACCUUCCAAAAACUCUUUGUGCUUCCUCCAGAGGAGUUUCUCAUUAACGACUUUACAUGUCACCUGAAACGGAAAAUGCCCCUGCAGGGCCGCCUAUUUCUGUCACCAAGAAUAAUUGGGUUUCAUACAAAUUUAUUCGGACACAAGACAAAGUUCUUUUUCCUUUGGGAGGACAUAGAAGAUAUUCAAGUUGUUCCGCCUACUCUGUCGUCAAUGGGCAGUCCAAUUAUUGUCAUGACUCUCCGGCCAGGCAGAGGCAUGGAUGCCAGGCAUGGGGCAAAGACUCAAGAUGAAGAAGGCAGGCUGAAGUUCCAUUUCCAGUCCUUUGUGUCCUUCAAUGUAGCACAUAGGACAAUUAUGGCUCUCUGGAAGGCUCGAUCCUUGAGUCCCGAGCAGAAGGUGCAAAUAGUUGAAGAAGAAUCUGAAACCAAAAUCCUCCAAACUGAAGAAAGUGGGUCCUUCUUGGGCCUUGAUGAUGUCAGCAUGUCUGAGGUUUAUUCUUCUGUUCUCUCUGUUCCUACAAGUUUCUUGAUGGAGUUAUUCGGUGGGGGUGAAUUGGACCGUAGAGUGAUGGAGAAAGCUGGUUGUCUUAACUAUUCUUACACCCCAUGGGAAUCAGAAAAAGGUGAUUCCUACGAGAGGCAAAUAUAUUACAGAUUUGAUAAGCAUAUUUCCCGUUAUAGAGGAGAGGUGACAAGUUCUCAGCAAAGGUCGCCCCUUUCUGAUAAAAACGGAUGGCUUAUUGAGGAGGUUAUGACACUCCAUGGAAUUCCACUUGGUGACUAUUUCAACCUUCACCUUAGAUACCAAAUUGAGGAUUUACCCUCAAAAUCAAAGGGAUGUAAUGUACAGGUAUUCCUUGGGAUUGCGUGGCUGAAAAGCACUAAGCAUCAGAAAAGGAUUACAAAGAACAUCUUGAAAAAUCUGCAAGAUCGCCUGAAGGAGAUCUUCUGUGAAGUUGAGAGGGAAUUUGCAGAAAGAUAGUAGAUGGAUUUAGCGCAUUUCAUAGUAUAUCGCUAUAUGGACUUUGAUUGGAGAGAGCUGAUAUUCCUACAGCAUUACCUCUCCAAGUGCUGUCAGUGUUAAUGUUUUCUCUGUUCAUCUUCUUCCUUGGAGGCUGAAGCUAGAUUGCAUGAUAGGUAAUAAUUUUCCAUCAUAGAUGUGUCUUCUAGCUGAGAUUUCCAUUAGUUCUGCAGCUGUAAUUGAUUCAAGAAAACCCUUAAUUGCUAGAAGGUUGGACAAAAUUGCUGGUGGGGUUACUCAUAUUUGAAAGUUAAGAUCUGACAGAGAUAUAUUGGAUCCUUUCCAUUCUUGUGGAGGCUGAUAAUCUUAUAUUUAAUCAGGCUGAAGAUGGCUGCAAGUUUUGACAACAUUGAUUUAUUGGAGCUUAAUUUUCAAGUAAAAAGUUUGUAAGAUGAUUGGCAGAAGAAUUUCAGAUGAUGGCCAAGUGUUGUUAAUACAUUAUUAGGUUUAGCAUUGCUAACUUGUGGAAUCAGUAGUCAUAAGAUGAUUUUUUGGCUGCCUGUUCAAAGCCUCAUGUAUUUGUUAUAGGCUUGUUGUUCAUAGCCUCAUGUAAUACAACAAAUGUUGCUUUUUUGAAGCGUAGAAACUUUGACAUGAUUUAUGUCA
Messenger RNA from Alnus glutinosa, 4221 nucleotides. RefSeq names its product C2 and GRAM domain-containing protein At1g03370. The transcript has 9 exons. The record is from RefSeq and is a predicted model, not a curated record. The coding region runs from base 520 to 3576 and encodes 1018 amino acids. NCBI's taxonomy places the organism in Eukaryota, Viridiplantae, Streptophyta, Magnoliopsida, Fagales, Betulaceae.